GCUGGAGGCAAACAUACACACUACCCUAAAUUUACUCUCCUUAUUCACAUCAUCAUAUUAUUAUUUUCAACCUUUUCACACACAUGCUCACUACCUUUUCAACACUAACAAGUAAAGUUGUACUAGCAACACUGUUGUUAACACACUCUCUCUUCCUUCUCUUAUGUAACUAAAAGCUCUUCCAAUAAUCUACUCCCAUUACCACUUCUCUCUUGAAACCUCUUUCACUUCACCAAACCCUAGCAAAAAACAACAACAAAAUGCAAACCUUGUUCUUGUUCUUGUCCUUUUUGUUUAUCAUCUUCUUAGAAGGAUCUCAUUCUCAUAACCAUUUUAUCUUUCUCAACAACAAUAGAAGAAUCCUUCAUGAACCAUUUGUGCCAUUGAACUCUCUCCCUCCAUCUGAACCACCACCACCCCUUCAUUCUCCACCUUCAACCAAAAACCCCAACCACCCAUUUUCCACCACUAUUCCCACAGAUAACAACCCAACUCAAGAUCAAAACCAAAACCAAAACCAAAACCAAAACCCAAACCAAGACCCAAACCAAAACCAAUCACCAUUUUUCCCAAACUACCCUCUUGCACCACCCCCACCACCACCUUCACUACUUGAAUUUGCUUCAUUUCCUGCUAACAUCUCCUCCCUAAUUCUUCCUCACACCCCCCAACCAACUACUCACUCUUCUAACAAACUCCUCCCUAUAGCACUCUCCGCUACUGCCGUCGCAGUCGUCGCUGUAACCAUCUCCGUCUUUCUUUACUUCCGACGACGUCUCCGUAACCGUCGUACUUCCACCGGCGACAAGACUCUAAGAUCCGACAGCACCGUUGAGCUUUUCUCGCGCAAUGCCGAACCUGUCGGAGGAAACACCUCCGAUUUUCUUUACCUCGGCACCGUUGUAAACUCGCGUGGAAUAGACGAAACUCCUCCUUCUCGCGGCGGUGCUUUGGUUUAUCGUAAACUUGAAUCUCCGGAGCUCCGGCCUCUUCCACCGUUAGCGCGGCUUCCCGAACCUCCAUCACCGCCGCGGCGUGGCGACAACUACUCCGACGAGGAAGAUGAGGAGUUUUACUCGCCGAGAGGCUCUUCUCUUGGUGGACGAGAAAGCUCCGGUGGUACCGAAUCAUCUUCCCGGCGAGCAUUCUCCGCCGUUGUCGUUAACAGAAGCAAUAAAUCAAGCUCAAUUUCAUGUUCUUCUUCUUCUUUUGGCUCGCCGGAGCAGUCUCAUUCGAGGAGUCUCUCACCGCCGGCGAGUUCUAGUCCCCGGAGAACACAACAAAAGUCACCAGAAACCUCACCAAGUCACAACCAACACGUGGAAUAUCGUUCUUCUUCUUCAUCGUUCUCUUCAUCACGCUCAACACCAGAGAGAGACUUUGAUGAAGAGAAAGAAAAUGCUUCUUUAUCCACAAAUGUACAUGCAUCAUUAGAAGAGAGAUUCAUGGUUAAAAAUGAAAAUGCUUCUUUAUCAGACCAAGCACAAAGACUAUCUAAUGUUUCAUCUUCAGCUUUUUCUCUUCCUUCUUCACCUGAGAAAAUGACGAAGAUGAUGUAUCAAGGUUUUGAUCAGUCUCCAAGAAUGUCAAGUGUUUCUGACGGUUCAAAGCUACCUGGUAUGUCAUCGGUGCCUCUGUCACCAGCCCUACUUUCCUCACCGGAAACCGAAAGAGGAGGGUUUAGCUGCAAUUCAAACCAAUGGGGAACAUUUUCUUCACAGAGGAAGCAUUGGGAGAUUCCGGUUAUAUCGAAGCAGACUGCUUCUCCACCACCGCCGCCUCCUCCUCUGCCGCAGCAGCGACAGAGGAGACAUUGGGAAAUGUCUAGAAGUUCGGCGAUUGUUUAUCAACCUCGGUCAAAUUUGAGGCCGCCGGAGUUAGCACCUCCUUCGAGGCCUUUUGUGUUGCAGAAUCAAAUGACAAAUGAGAGUGUGGGGGAAACUGAAGAGAGUUCGAAACCGAAAUUGAAGCCACUGCAUUGGGAUAAAGUGAGAACCAGCUCUGAGAGGGAAAUGGUGUGGGAUCAGAUGAAUUCUAUGUCUUUUAAAUUGAAUGAGGAAAUGAUUGAGACAUUGUUUGUAGUGAAAACAGCAAACCAAAAACCCAAGGAUGCUGCUCCACGAUCUGUUCUUCCCCUGCCAAAUCAGGAGGGCAGAGUACUUGAUCCAAAGAAGUCUCAAAAUAUUGCAAUCUUGCUCAAGGCUCUUAAUGUCACAAUAGAAGGAGUGUGUGAAGCACUUUUAGAAGGUAGUAGUGAUACACUUGGAGCAGAGCUUCUUGAAAGCUUGUUAAAAAUGGCACCAAGCAAGGAAGAAGAGCGUAAAUUGAAGGAACAUAAAGAUGACUCACCGACCAAGCUUGAUGUUGCUGAGAAAUUUUUGAAGGCAUUGCUUGAUAUACCUUUUGCAUUUAAAAGGGUCGAAGCAAUGCUUUACAUGGUCAAUUUUCAAUCUGAAGUAGGCUAUCUUAGAAAAUCAUUUCAAACUCUAGAGGUUGCGUGUGAAGAGCUACGAUAUUGUAGAAUGUUCUUGAAGCUUCUAGAAGCUGUACUUAAAACUGGGAACCGCAUGAAUAUUGGAACAAAUCGCGGUGAUGCGGAGGCUUUCAAACUUGAUACACUUCUCAAGUUGGCUGAUGUCAAAGGAGCAGAUGGGAAAACCACUCUACUACAUUUUGUCGUACAGGAAAUUAUUAGAACCGAAGGCGUUCGUCUCUCGGGUACUAAUCAAACUACAAGCUCUACUUUGACAGAAGAUGUCAAGUGUCGGAGGCUUGGCCUACAAGUUGUUUCUAAUCUGAGUUCAGACCUAUCAAAUGUAAAGAGAGCUGCUACUAUGGAUUCCGAAGUUCUCAGCAGUGAUGUCUUAAAACUUUCCAAAGGAACUACAAACUUAGCAGAGGUCGUGCAGUUAAUCGAAAAGGCGGGAUUUGAUGAAAGCAGUCAGAAAUUUACAGAAUCAAUGAACAACUUCAUUAGAAUGGCUGAGGAGGAAAUUGUGAAAAUUCAAGCAUACGAAAGUGUUGUUUUGACCCUUGUGAAAGAGACUACAGAAUAUUUUCAUGGGAACUUGGCAAAGGAAGAAGCUCAUCCAUUCAGAAUCUUCUUGGCUGUAAGAGAUUUUUUAGCUGUUCUUGACAGGGUCUGCAAAGAAGUUGGUAUGGUAAACGAGCGAACUACGGUUAGUUCAGCUAAUAAAUUCCCUGUUCCGGUUAAUCCAAUGCUUCCACAACCACUUCCUGGAUUACAUGGAAGGAAAGAUUGUAGUAACUCUUCAGAUGAUGAAUUUUCAUCACCUUAGCUAAAAGAUUUCUGUUUAUGUAGAUUAUGUUAUGUAGAGAAAAAGAGAGAGUAGAAUAUGUAUUGUAUGAUGUUGUUAUAGUAGCUUGUAAAUAGAGAUUUUCAAUUAGAGAGAACCUUUGCUUUCAAUUAAACUUAAAAAAAAAACAUAUUUCAGCUACAAUGCUGUUUUUGUAUAAAAAUGUAAUCUGCAUUAAUUAUU
Molecule: messenger RNA, 3500 nt
Organism: Medicago truncatula (barrel medic)
Lineage: Eukaryota; Viridiplantae; Streptophyta; Magnoliopsida; Fabales; Fabaceae
Product: formin-like protein 1
Exons: 4
Coding region: 261-3299 (1012 amino acids)
Biological process (GO): actin cytoskeleton organization; actin nucleation
Molecular function (GO): actin filament binding
Source: RefSeq, a predicted model, not a curated record